AUGUGUAAACUAUUUCUGAUACAGGUAGUUAUAGUGUUGGGGCUCUGGAAUGUGUCCGAGUCUCGGGUUUAUACUCAAGCAGAACUUGAUCUCUUAGCCAGCGUGCACUACGAGCAGCUCCCAAGACAUCUGCAACUGAUGCUGAAGAGAGGCAAAAAAUUGGGCGAUAGCAGUAACUGGUGCUGUAAGAACGGGGCCGACCAGGUGAUCACCAAUACACAGGUGACAAAGAUCGCUGCACACACGAUCAAGGAGUCUGUCAAGGUGCACACAGAGGACGGAUGUGGAUUCCUGAACACCCAUACGUGUGAGAAUACGAAUAUACAAUACGUCGAGAAGCUGAUCACCUACAUCGACUACCAGCUCGUCCCUAACAAGAGCGUUUGUCCUGACGAGCAGAUCACGUGCUGUAACGGAUACAUACUCGCCGCUGAUAAUUGUCUGGCGGCGGAUGGCCAGUACCUGAGCUCCCUAACCGAUUCACUGAUCAAGUUGCAAAACGCCGGUCUUCUAGGAUGA
Messenger RNA from Ylistrum balloti, 519 nucleotides. RefSeq lists its product as uncharacterized. The record is from RefSeq and is a predicted model, not a curated record. Lineage: Eukaryota; Metazoa; Mollusca; Bivalvia; Pectinida; Pectinidae. Bases 1 to 519 code for a protein of 172 amino acids. The transcript is spliced from 4 exons.